This is a messenger RNA of Dipodomys ordii (Ord's kangaroo rat), 2511 nucleotides long. It is a transcript of the gene C2cd4a, whose product is annotated as C2 calcium-dependent domain containing 4A. The coding region runs from base 424 to 2511 and encodes 695 amino acids. The transcript is spliced from 9 exons. Lineage: Eukaryota; Metazoa; Chordata; Mammalia; Rodentia; Heteromyidae. The record is from RefSeq and is a predicted model, not a curated record.
AGGACUGGGGUGCAAUCGUCCCUUGAGGGAACGAAUGACUGGGCAGGGCAAAGUAUCUCUUGGCAAAGAAGAUGAAGCGAACGAAGCUAGACUCCAACGGUUUAAGAAUCUAUUAAGAAUCUCUGCUUUAGGCCAGCGAAGGGAGGGAUGGAGAUUAAAUAAAAGCAAUCAUAUCUGCAAUCUCCUUGCCCAGACCACGGAGACAGGACAAAUGAAAAACUCUUUAAAAAAAAUAGUUUGCUAUAGGGGAUGUGAGGUGCAGAUUUUCUUCUCCCGGGGACAGACAGAACCGAACACGGAGGGAGGAGAAAGGGGGCAGAAAUGGAUGCCGUCUGCCGGGCUCGUUCUUGACCACCUUGCUUUUGUGCUUGGCAGGCGGCCUGCCACCCGGCCGAGCCACCCUGAUCUCGCACCUGCCUCCCGAUGUGGUGUCUCGAGCGGCUCCUCCGCGACCGCGACGGGCUUCUCUUGGGUAGGACCCGCCACGCCCAGACCCGAUCGCCCAGCGCCUGCGCAAACGUGCUCACUCCGGAACGAAUCCCCGAGUUCUGCAUCCCGCCGAGACUCGAGUCCAGCCUCACUUUGAUUGAUCUCCGAAAUGCUUGGGAGCAAAUGGCCAGGACGGACGAGGGCGCGGGCCGCACCGGCACCGACUGGGACCCGCGCUCGCAGGCCGCGCUCUCGCUGCCGCACCUGCCCCGCGCCCAAAUUCGAUACUCCAAGGACUUCUGUCAUCGUAACAUCUACCAGGAUGUUAUGGGGUUUGAGAUCCCCAUGCAUAUGCAGGUUCUGAAGUGUGCAAGUUUUUUAAAAACAGAAAUUUCUGAGCCUUUUCUCUUCCAGGCUGUGGAGAAGGAUAGCAAUUUUUCUGAAAAAGGCCCUCUGAAGUAUUUACUUCUCUCUGGAAGCACAAAGGGUAUGGGGGGCUGUGAUAGGAUCCGCCUCAGUCUGGAGCGCCUGUCCCGGGCCGCCCCUCCCUGCUGCCCAGUGUUGCCAGCCCCUGCACACGCUGGGCCCCCGGGGCCCCUGGGGCUGGGCUGGGCCGCCUCGGGAGGUGCAGAGCCCGCUGCCAGCCUCUGGCUUCUCUGUGGAGCAGGGCAGCCGGGCUCAGCUCCGCCGCCCGCCGCCACGUCAUCGCCCAGCGUGGCCGUUGGUCCAGCCCGGGCCCCGGGGCACCGGAAGCCCCAGCCUGGCCCGGUACCCCUGAGCCAGGCGCGAGAGAGCCCGGGGGGCCGUUGGAAGGCGUUGGCCCCUCCUGCCAGCGCCCCUCAUUCCCAUGGGGUCCGUCCACAGGGCGAGGCUGGCCUUCAGGACGGACACCCGCCAUCCCACACCCCAGCCCUUCGCAUGGCCGAGCCCGGGACGGGGCUAGAGCCAUGUGUUCUUGGGGUGGCAGUGGCCUUAGGAGGGUGUGUUUCGGGGGGGAAGCAACGGGGUCCCCAGGACGGCUGGGGUGCAGGAACUGCACGGCCUUGCUACCUCCUGUCCACUAGUGUGGCAGCCUGUGGGGAACCUUCUGGAAAUCUUCACAUCCGCUCCCGGGAAGGAGGCACAGAGCCAGGAUUGAAAGGGGUAGCAGCAGCACAGCAGUGUGAAUGCAGACACUCUAUUCUGCUGAGAUUUCCUGCCUCUGGGCCUGAUCUCAGGAAAGCCGCUGCCCAUGUUCUUAUUUUCACUGGCAAUGUCCAAUUUCCCUUUUGGACAGGGAUUGUAGGAAGGUAUACUGGGACCAGCCAAGGAACUUUGUCUGAAGGCCUCAGCUUGCCAUCCGUGGUCGAGCCCAACCCCUGGAACAUUGGUGAAAUAGAAGCAGUUAAGUGGCCAUUGUAUUGUCAAAACCCCUCUUUGGUCAAGUGUCAAGGACUCGCAGAUGUCACGAGUGGGUACAAACCCGUCAGUGUGAAUUGGAGCCACAUUGUGAAAGAAGCAGAGGGAAGUAUUGUGUUCAUGGUGGAUGGGCCUUCACUGUGGACUGUCUUAGCUUUUUCCCUUAAAGCCAAUGAGGUGCCUGACAUCUUGUUGAAGGCAGUGGGAAAGCCAGUUCUGGAAGCUGCCUCAUGGCACCCGGCUGAAGCACACAAAUGGUGUCAACUCUCAACUGGGAGCACGUCCGACAUUUGUCCGGCUAUCAAAGGAGAUUUUUUUUUAACCUUUUCUGUGACCCUUCACCCAGAUCCCAGUGUUAAGCAGCAAGCUGCCCUGGCAUACAUAUCUGUCUGUGUUCAUCACAUGGCAGCAGCUCCCCAGUGUGUAGCAAGAGUAUUCUACUCAGAUUGCCACUCAUUGAAUCAUCACAAUGACGUGUCAGAAAGGGAGAAGGAAAGCAAUUGUGGCAGCAAGGGAGAAGGGAGACAGGGCUCUCUUGGGGACUCGGCCCAGCUGAGCUUUUCCAGCCCUGCCCAGCAUUGUGUCCAGAGCUCAUCCACCCACACCUCUCCAACAGGUUGUCUCGGAGGACUCUGCGAUGCACAACAGGAGGUGGCCUGGCAGAGGCCUCCUUGGGCUGAUUAG